This is a messenger RNA of Quercus robur (English oak), 784 nucleotides long. Its product is annotated as ubiquitin-conjugating enzyme E2-17 kDa. The record is from RefSeq and is a predicted model, not a curated record. Gene Ontology annotation, molecular function: ubiquitin conjugating enzyme activity. Gene Ontology annotation, cellular component: nucleus. Gene Ontology annotation, biological process: protein polyubiquitination. The coding region runs from base 117 to 563 and encodes 148 amino acids. The transcript is spliced from 4 exons. NCBI's taxonomy places the organism in Eukaryota, Viridiplantae, Streptophyta, Magnoliopsida, Fagales, Fagaceae.
GUAUCUUUUAUACGUUUCGUCAAGUUUGUUCAUUUCUCUCUCGCUCUCUCUCUCUCUCUCUCUAAAAAAGCUCUCUCGCUCUCGUUUAGAUCGGAGGCUAUCUUCGAGCUUCAUCAAUGGCUUCGAAGCGGAUCUUGAAGGAGCUCAAGGACCUCCAGAAAGACCCCCCUACUUCUUGCAGUGCUGGCCCUGUAGCUGAAGACAUGUUUCAUUGGCAAGCAACAAUAAUGGGUCCCACAGAUAGUCCUUAUGCAGGGGGAGUCUUUUUAGUUACUAUUCAUUUCCCUCCUGAUUAUCCUUUUAAACCUCCUAAGGUCGCAUUUAGGACCAAGGUUUUUCAUCCAAACAUUAACAGCAAUGGCAGCAUAUGCCUUGACAUUUUAAAAGAACAGUGGAGCCCUGCACUGACAAUAUCCAAGGUGUUACUCUCCAUCUGUUCCCUCUUGACGGACCCAAACCCGGAUGAUCCUUUGGUGCCAGAAAUUGCGCACAUGUAUAAGACAGACAGGGCCAAGUAUGAGACGACUGCUAGGAGCUGGACACAGAAGUAUGCGAUGGGCUAGUGUGCUUUGUUGCAUUAAGGACCUUGUCUUUCAAGUCCUUGUUAUGUAAAAAUGAGGUUCUAACUGACUAAUCUAUAUCUUAUACAUACAUAAAACAUGAAAGCGUGCAAGUGUGCUUUGCUGUCCUUUUCAUUUGCUUGACAAUCAUGUCCUACUCUGUUUUAAGGUGUUUACAUUUUUUUUUUUUGCUAGUAUAAUUAUUGUCAUGGCUGUUCUAAGUU